Messenger RNA from Parnassius mnemosyne (clouded apollo), 2535 nucleotides. The record is from the annotation of a GenBank genome assembly. Lineage: Eukaryota; Metazoa; Arthropoda; Insecta; Lepidoptera; Papilionidae.
AUGGCCAAAGAUAAAGCAAAUCCUGGUUUAAAGAAAGGCAAAGAUUCUCUAAAUGAGAUUAAUAAAAAGAAAAAAUCUCCAAUAAAACGAAAGCAAUACUCUUUAGAAAAUAUUAAAUUAGCGUUAGAAGCAAUAAAUAAAGGGAUGUCCAAGAAAUUGGCUUCAAAAACGUAUGGUGUCCCUAGGACUACACUAAUUUUUCAUACAAACCAUCCAGACAAAAAUGUGAGACCAGGUCCACCUACCGUUCUGACAGCAAAAGAGGAAGAAGAUCUAGUAAAUUGGAUCAAACUUAAUAGCAGAAAAGGCUUUCCAAGACGAAAAGAAGACCUGAUUACAAGUGUAGCUGAAUUCUUAAAAAAGGCCAAUAGACCGAAUCCAUUUAAGGAUGGUGUUCCAGGGGAAAGAUGGUAUCAUCUCUUUAUGAAAAGACAUAAGGAUUUGGCUAUUAGAACCCCAGAAAGUGUCACUGAUGCAAGUUCUUGCGUAUCUGAAGAAGAUAUAAGACGGUGGUUUCGUAAUAUAUAUUCUUAUUUAGAAAUAAAUAAUUAUACUCACAUUCUCCAAGACCCUUCGCGCAUUUUAAAUGGUGACGAGACAAACUUCCAACUGUGUCCAAAGAGUGGGAGAGUUCUUUCCAUAAAAGGUGACAAAAAUGUCUACGAAAUUGAUCGAGGUCAAGCCAAGGCAUCCUUGACUGUUUUAUUUACCUUUAAAGCAGAUGGAGAACGAACUCCGCCAUUAAUAAUUUACCCAAAUAAAAGAUUACCCAAAGAAAUUGCUACAAAAGUACCUAAAGAUUGGGGUAUUGGCCUCAGCGAUAACGGUUGGAUGAAAACAGACAUUUUUGUUGAUUAUGUUAGGAAUGUUUUACAUCCAUAUCUCACGCGAACAGCAACAAAAUUUCCUGUCAUCCUGUUUGUUGACGGACAUAAAACACACGUAACACUAAGUGUCAGUGAACUUUGUUCAGAAUUACAAAUCGUUCUUAUCGCUCUUUACCCAAACGCCACAAGAAUUUUACAGCCCGCGGAUGUGUCCGCAUUUAAACCACUAAAAAAUAGUUGGAAAAAAAGUGUGAUGGAGUGGAGAAGAAAAAAUCCAUCUCAAGCUUUAACAAAAUUAGAAUUUGCACCGAUUUUAGAAAAUGCCAUAAAUAUUUCUAUUCGUCCCGAAAUACUGCAAAAUGGUUUUAGCGCUGCUGGGCUUUUCCCGUGGAAUCCUGACAAUAUAAACUUUGAUAAAUGUCUUGGUAAACGAAUAAAAAGCAAGAUAAGCAAUAAUAAAGAUGUAGUGUUACAAAAAAGUAAAUUCCUCAAUAUGAUUAAAGAAUGUAAAUAUGAAAAAGACAGAAUUUUGAAAGAAGUUUUUGAUUUUUUUGAAGUUUCACCAUCUUUUCUUAAGUCCAUUUCAUCUGAGACUUCCAAUAACAGAGCUACUGCAUGCAUAUCAAAAGAUGUUAUAUCCAUUGAACCUGGAGACGACUUUAAUGAGACUAUAUCAGCUAAACAAAAGAUAUUUAAUGCGCCUGAAGAACCAAAAUCCAAUUUCGAUAUCGCUAAUCUUCCUGUAAUUUUAUGUGAUUCUGUGGAAGAUUGGAAUGAUUCACGAGAAGGGCUAUCUUGCUUUGAAGUUCCACAUGAAGUACAGUGUCAUACUUCACCAGUUAUUUCAAAUACAUUAUUACAAUUUACACCUAAUAGAACUAACAUCUCACAUAUUAACAAAGAAGAUUUAGAAAAAAUCGAUAUUUUUACCAACUGCUCAGUACAAAAUAUUAUUACACUUGCAAAUUCUCCACCAAGGAUCAUGCCAACUAAAAGUGAGAAAAUAAUAAGAUCCAUGAAAAAAAUAAAUCUAAAAGACACUUUAGUUUUAGCAAAAACUCCGGUCAGGAAAGGAGUGAGAAACACAGAAAGAGUUUCGUUUGUAUUGACAUCUGACGAAUGGCAAAAAAAAGAGAAGUCAAAGGCUGACGAGAAACAAAAAAAGGUAGAAGAAGUGAAGAAAAGAAAAGAGGCGAGAAUAUUGAAAAAAGAACAGACUAAGAAAACAAAAAACUUUUUAACUAAAAAAAAGACAGAGACCAAAAAGAAAGGAGAAACAAAAGUAAUUGUGAUGUCCGACGACAUUAUUACACAAAUUAAAACUACAGAUAGAUUGGAAACUUUUAAUAACAGGGAAGCAAAUAGUGAAGAACCAAAGGCAAUAAUGAUGGAUACCAAUUUAGAGCAACAUAUAUUUUCUACAGAAUAUAAGGCCGAAGAAAUUGCAAAAGUAAAAAUAAAACUUAAUUUUGAUGAUAAAAAAAGAACGAGUGCCUCUUAUAAACUUUUAAAAACACCUAUGAAGACUGUGUGUUCUAAUGUAAGAGUGAAUGUAGCGUCUAAGGAAAUUGGUGAUAAGAUUCGUGACCAAGAUAAUUUAUGUUUAACAGAACGAUUUGCAAAAGAAUUUAAUGUUAAACCAAAAUUAGAUAAGAAAACGCUGCAAGAUGAAGAUAUCGAAAAUUUACUUGAAGAAAAUUCUCAGUAG